Molecule: messenger RNA, 2592 nt
Organism: Haemonchus placei
Lineage: Eukaryota; Metazoa; Nematoda; Chromadorea; Rhabditida; Trichostrongylidae
Source: the annotation of a GenBank genome assembly
AUGGAGCAUUCAAAAGAGCCUGAGGAAGUAGUUAUCGAUGCGGAAGAUGAUGAGCCCUUGGACUUGCUCUUCUCCGACAACAAUGGCAGCUUUGCUUGCCGUCGAGCCCUUGACCAAUUCAAAGGCAGGCAUCGUCAGUACGGAAAUGCUGUCUGCCCCGAAUGCAAGCAAUCCUUUGUCAAUGCAGCAAGAUUGGAGAGACACUUAGCUGUACAUCAGGUUUUUGGCGCUUUCCUUUGCCCUUUGUGUGGGAAAACCUACAAAUACGAGUACAAUUUGUUCUUUCAUUGGCGAAAAACAUGCCAGUACCUCAACGAUUUGGUUGGAGUCGAGCAGAGAAAGGAGCUGGACGUUCACUCUCUUCGUCUUCUCGUUGAAGAAGUUGUCGUGAAAAAGAUUGAGACGGAACCUGUCAACAUAGGCAUAUCUACAAACGCCCUGUUGAAUGGAGGCACAGAAACGCCACAGUUGGAGUUGCCGAUCGAUCCACAAAGUCCACUCGCUCGUUCAUGCACAAUUUGUGGUAUUUUGAUUCAUAAAAACCACCUUCCUCAACAUGAAGCGCUUCAUAGUGCAACCACUGACUCUGGAAUGCGAAUUAUUGAUAUGAAGUCCGUUACGGGCGGUUACUUUUGCGACCUAUGUGGGGUAGCUUUUCGGAAUAGAGAAAAUUUGUUUACUCAUUGGAGGUCCAGUUGCCCUGAGAUUAUGGCUAAUCUCGAACCCGGCUCUGAGCUAUACAUGAGUGAUGUUGAGCUCAAAGGAAUGGUUCUAAACCUUCUUUGGCGGUUGAAGCGCGUGUCUCGUCAGUCACCCUUGCGAGCCAUCCGCACAAACAGAAAUUGCAUGGAGGAGGUGGAGCCUACUGUAAGCCAUGGAGGAAAGGAAGUCCAUAAUGAUGGUAGCAACCCUAAUAUGGAACGCUGCAACGAAUCAUCUUCAUCAUCAGCAGAUCCUGAAGGGAAGGCUCUGGUAUUUAUGGACGAUUAUGUGGAUCCUGCUGACACAUUGAUUAACAUUGAUGGAGAGCUAGUAAACGUUAUAUCAGCUGAUAGGGGAAAAUGGAGUAUUCCUUUGGAUGGGAAACCGCUGGAGUGCCCCGAUUGUUUUCGGCAGUUUGCAAACGCGGGUCGUCUUGAGCGACACAUUUCUGGAUUUCACUCACAUUACGGCGCUUUUAAGUGCCUCCUCUGUGGUCACAGGUUCAAAUAUGACUACAAUCUUUUGUUCCAUUAUCGUCAUAGUUGCGCUUACACAAAGCUUCUCGUGGGAGCGGACGUUCGGAAGCUCCUAGACGCUGCUUCGUUGAGAAAACUCGUUUCACAUAUCAAAGAGUCAGAUCCACAGUUACGACCAGGAAGUGGUGCGUCUUCACGUCUGGUCCACAUCAAACGACGGCCAUCCCUGAAAGCUGUGCCAAGAAACGUUCGUGCUGCCGGAUCUCGUGUACCCACCGCUUCAUCCAAACGUAGUUAUGGUUUAGAGGAGGGCAAGAAGUGCCCUGUUUGUGGUGUAUUGUUCUAUGGCGAGAAAUCUUUGGAUAAACAUAUUGGGACUGUCCACCUAUUAAAUCGAGCAUUUUUGGACAAGGCAAUCACUAGAGAAACUACCCCACCGAUCAUUGGGACACCCCUCACUGAAGUACGGGAUAACAGGACAGGUGCUGCGCAGUUGAAAGAGCUUUCUAGCGUGUCACGUGAUCGCAACGAUAAAUCACCAGAAAAAGUGAAUGGAAACUUGAAUGGGGCGGAAGAAGCCGAAGCCCCGCCAGUUCUUGAAGUUCAAACUCCUGGUGAAGCUGUUCCCCCUCCAACCCGUUGUGUGGAUGUAUUCGGUGAAGAGAUUAAUGAUUUUGAUGCUGAGCAGCUAACAGAAAUGGACGUCAUGCUAUACACAGGCCAACUUGCAAUUGGAGACCUUGUAAUAACAUCUGUUUAUGGGGAAGACGUUGAGUACCGUAUUGCAGUAGGCACAAGUCAUGGAGCUCAAAUCGUCCUCGAGAAAACUAUUAAAUCAUCUAGGUUCGCAAGAAAUAAAGAAGAUGAAGGCAAUGGUGAGAGUAUGGAUAGACAAGAAAGCUGGGAGUACUCCGAAAAGGUCAAAUCCGAGAAGAAUCAUUUGAGAGGAUAUAAUUAUGAUCAUGGUGAAGAUUAUCAAGGAGCGGAAGGCAGUGUAGAUUAUGAUAACAGCGGCGAAAUGGUGCAAUACGUUGAGGAAGAAGCCGCACAGAUGGAGUACGAAAGUGGCAGCUAUGGAGAUUACGAGGUCGAUGAAGUCGAAGAGGGGCAAAAAAGGGAACGAGUGAUUCAAUAUGUGGAUGAGGAAAGGAAGCAUCUCGUGCAGUAUGUGGACGACGAAGGCGAACAAUGUGAAGGCUAUGUGCAGUUCAUAAAUGACGGCAGUGGGCAGCACGUUGUGGGAUUGAUUGAGGGUGGAGAAAUCGUGGACUUCCUUGAUACUGAAAAUAUCGACGACGCAAAUUUAGCUGUUUUGAAGUCACCUCCAACGUCUAAUAUGGGACGCGAACAUGUUCAGUAUCAUCUUUGGUGUUUAGGAAUGAAAUCACCUCGUCUUCCAUGGAAAUCUGCAUGA